AAUAGCCUUUACCUCUUUUAAAUAUACCAAAUUAAUCCCGUCUAAGCCGAAUCUCCCUUCCUCUCUGCCGAAGCCGAAGAGAUCUUCGGUUUACCUAAGCGCCUCUCUCCGCUGAAGCCGAAGAGGUAAUCCCUUACUGUUAUCGCCAUCCCGCGACCUUCCAAUCAUCAAUUUGCCAAGAUGACUAUAAAUGCCCAAAUGAUAAACUCGCCGGGUCAGCAGUUUUCUGGAUUUUGGCAUUCAGAAAGAUUCAAGCGACAAACCUUCAGCAGCUGUAUCGCAAGUAUAAAACUAGCGAAGGAGGUCGUUAAAGGUCUUAAAAAGCUUAUUGGACACAAGAAUCCAAAGGUUCAACUUCUUGCGUUAACAAAAUAUACAUUCUACUUCUUGGAUUGCAUAAUCACUAUACAUUUGCACAAGAGUACCUUCUUCCAAAUGACUUCAAACCAAGAAGACCACAUUCUAAUACAUGAGAGUAGAAACACCAAAUAUAAUCAGUUGAAUGUUGAUCAGAAGAGAACUUACAUUCAGAAGGUCAUUGAUAAUAAUAUAAAGAGGAAAAGAAAUGAUUUUGCUGGCAGUAGUACCAAUAGCAAGGGAAAACGUAAGAUUGAUUUGUUUUGUGGAGCGCAACAGCGAGAAUAUGAGCAUGGAGGUUUGCAUAGAUUAAUUUCAUAUUUUAUUAAAAUAUUUGAUUUUAUAUAUAUAAAUUUAUUUAACACUAAAAACUAUUAUUUUUUUUCUAGGUCAAAUUACACAUGAACCGGUAUGUUCUUUAUUACAUAAACUACGGAUUCCAAAGUCUUGUUCAUUUUGUGGAGCAAAAAAAUUUGAACAUGAGCCACCAACAUCCUGUUGUCACAAUGGUGAAAUCCACCUAGCAGAUGUGAAUUUUAAUGACGAGUUAUAUGCCCUUUAUACAGUACAAACCCAAGAGGCAAUUGAGUUUCGAAGACAAACCAGAAAGUAUAAUAGCAUUUUCUCAUUCACAUCAUUUGGGGCAAGGUUUGAUAGAGAA
Molecule: messenger RNA, 1018 nt
Organism: Asparagus officinalis (garden asparagus)
Lineage: Eukaryota; Viridiplantae; Streptophyta; Magnoliopsida; Asparagales; Asparagaceae
Exons: 5
Coding region: 181-762 (193 amino acids)
Source: RefSeq, a predicted model, not a curated record